UGUGCCACAGGAGAGUACAUUAAGACGUGGAGGCCCAGGUACUUCCUGCUGAAGAGCGACGGGACGUUUAUCGGCUACAAGGAGCGACCGCAGGACGUGGAUCAGCUGGAGACGCCGCUCAACAACUUCUCUGUGGCCCAGUGUCAGCUGAUGAAGACGGAGAGGCCGAAGUCCAACACCUUCAUCAUCCGCUGCCUCCAGUGGACCAGCGUCAUCGAGCGGACCUUCCACGUGGAGACACCGGAGGAGAGGGAGGAGUGGACCAAGGCCAUCCAGGCGGUGGCAGACAGCCUCCAGAGGCAGGAGGAGGAGAGGAGAGACUCGUCCCCAGACCCCUUCGAUGUGGACGUCUGCCCCUCCAAACCGCGUCACAGAGUGACUAUGCACAACUUUGAAUACCUCAAGCUGCUGGGCAAGGGUACGUUUGGGAAGGUGAUUCUGGUGAAUGAGAAGGCCACCGGGAAAUACUACGCCAUGAAGAUCCUGAAGAAGGAAGUCAUCGUGGCCAAAGAUGAGGUCGCCCACACGCUGACGGAGAACCGGGUUCUGCAGAGCUCCAAGCAUCCAUUCCUCACGGGACUCAAGUACUCCUUCCAGACACACGAUCGAUUGUGUUUUGUCAUGGAGUAUGCUAACGGUGGAGAGCUCUUCUUCCACCUGUCCAGGGAGCGAGUGUUCACAGAGGAGCGAUCUCGCUUCUACGGGGCGGAGAUCGUGUCGGCGCUGGACUACCUUCACUCUGAGAGGAACGUGGUGUACCGGGACCUCAAGCUUGAGAACCUGAUGCUGGAUAAAGAUGGGCAUAUUAAGAUCACAGACUUCGGCCUGUGCAAAGAGGGCAUCACGGAGGGGGCCACAAUGAAGACCUUCUGCGGCACACCGGAGUACCUGGCACCAGAGGUCCUGGAGGAUAAUGACUAUGGUCGUGCGGUGGACUGGUGGGGUCUGGGCGUGGUGAUGUACGAGAUGAUGUGUGGCCGGCUGCCCUUCUACAACCAGGACCACGAGCGUCUGUUUGAGCUGAUCCUCAUGGAGGAGAUCCGCUUCCCUCGAACCCUCAGCCCCAACGCCAAGGCCCUGCUGUCCGGACUGCUGCAUAAGGACCCCAAGCAGAGGUUAGGGGGAGGCCCAGAUGAUGCCAAGGAGAUCAUGCAGCACGCCUUCUUCUCCGGAAUGCAGUGGCAGGACGUCUACGAGAAGAAGCUGGACCCACCCUUCAAGCCUCAAGUCACAUCGGAGACAGACACACGCUAUUUCGAUGUGGAGUUCACUGGACAGACCAUCACCAUCACUCCCCCUGGGCAAGAUGACAGUAUGGAGUCCUUUGACAGUGACCGGAGGCCCCACUUUGAGCAGUUCUCCUACUCAGCCAGUGGAACUACAUAGCCCACCCCACCCCUCUCUUUCUAGCUAACUUUCUCUCUCUUCCUUUCUCUUUAGCCUGUCUAUUUCUCUUUCCUUUCCAUCUCUUUGUCUGUCUUUUUCUCUCUCUUGUUCCCUUUCUACCUGGCAAUGCAUCCCUGUCCCGGUCCUCCCCUCUGCUCUUCUUCACCCUUCUCUCCUCUGCCCUGUUCUCAGAUUUAUUAAAUAUCUUUGCUUGUCGCUUACCUUCUCUCUCUCUCUCUCUCUCUCUCUCUCUCUCUCUCUCUCUCUCUCUCUCUCUCUCUCUCUCUCUCUCAUUCUUUCUUUCUCUCUCUUGUUCUUUCUUUCUUUCUUUCUUUCUUUCUUUCUUUCUUUCUUUCUUUCUUUCUUUCUUUCUUUCUUUCUUUCUGUCUUUCUUUCUCCUGUCCUUCCUCUCAUAUCCAAUAUCUGCUCUGACCAUCAUCUUAAUCAGUGUCUCCAGCUUCUGCACUUCCAUCAUGAUCUUCUCCUCCCCUCCCCUCCCCUCUCCUCACCUCUCCUCUCUU
Messenger RNA from Engraulis encrasicolus (European anchovy), 1907 nucleotides. RefSeq names its product v-akt murine thymoma viral oncogene homolog 1 (gene akt1). The annotation marks the transcript as partial. The record is from RefSeq and is a predicted model, not a curated record. Lineage: Eukaryota; Metazoa; Chordata; Actinopteri; Clupeiformes; Engraulidae. Gene Ontology annotation, cellular component: cytoplasm; nucleus. Gene Ontology annotation, biological process: protein phosphorylation. Gene Ontology annotation, molecular function: protein serine/threonine kinase activity; ATP binding. The transcript is spliced from 13 exons.